This is a messenger RNA of Miscanthus lutarioriparius, 948 nucleotides long. NCBI's taxonomy places the organism in Eukaryota, Viridiplantae, Streptophyta, Magnoliopsida, Poales, Poaceae. The record is from the annotation of a GenBank genome assembly.
AUGACACAGGAAAACGGACGCACGCGGUCCAGUUCACUUGCCACGCCGCAUCGGGCUCUCCUUGGGCCUUGGGCCGCCACCAAGGAAAAGAGAAGAGAAACGCGUCUGCCCCUCCAACCCCAGCGCAAAAACCCCAGCGCACCGCCAAUGGAUAUGGAGGACCCGCCGCCGCCGCCGCAGAGGCUUUGCUGCGCGGUGCAGCACUACGAGUGGGGCCGGCGCGGGUCUGCCUCCCUCGUCGCGCGUCUCGCCGACCAGCAGGACCCCGACCCCGACCCCGACCCCGACGCUGAGCUCUGGAUGGAACGCACCCGUUGGGCCCCUCCACGCUCCUCGACGACGACGGCGAGGGCGAGCUCCUGCUCCUCAGCGACUGGCUCACGCGGAAACCCGACGCGCUCGGUCCCGCCGUCGCCGCGCGCUGGGGAGGCGACCUCCCAUUCCUCUUCAAGGACCUUAACAGAUAAAGAACAGCUGGUUUUGUCACUGGAGAGACAAUAUCAAGAGGAUGUUGGUGUUCUAGCAACGCUCUUCUUUAACUACGUCAAACUUAGCCCUGGUGAAGCACUUUAUAUUGGUGCAAAUGAACCGCAUGCGUAUCUCUCUGGGGAAUGCAUUGAAUGCAUGGCCACUUCGGACAAUGUUGUCCGUGCUGGUUUGACUCCUAAAUACAAAGAUAUACAAACUCUCUGCUCAAAUGCUAACAUACAAACAGGCAUUCCUGGAAAUCUUGCAAGGCGUUCCUGUGCAGCCACACGCCCAUCUGUCUUUCUCGUUAUAACCGGGGAAGGUGAGCUCCAGGCAGAUUCUCUGUCUGAUGGGAAGAAAAAGGCAAAGGAAGGCGAUGUUUUCUUCGUCCCUGCAAACACUGAGAUUAAGCUCUCUAACCGUGGCCCUGAGUCCAUGCAGCUGUACAGGGCUGGAGUAAACAGCAUAUUCUUCAGUUAA